Linum trigynum is the source of this 2598-nucleotide messenger RNA. The record is from the annotation of a GenBank genome assembly. NCBI's taxonomy places the organism in Eukaryota, Viridiplantae, Streptophyta, Magnoliopsida, Malpighiales, Linaceae.
UGUCAAAAACAUAUUGAUAUUCUAUGUUUGAUGUGAUUAUUUCAUUUAAGAUAUGUAAUGCUUGUUUUAAAGCUAAUUGUUUAUUGAAUGGUUGCAUAGCUAUUACAAUGUUGUGUUAGAGUUUUUUGAUGUGUUUCAAGUGAAGAAAAUGAGAAAAUGGUAGCACGGACAGAUUGCAAUAACACAAAAAAAAAAUGGAAAAAGAAGAUUGGGCUUUACAGGUCUGUUUAUGGAAGCAAGCAACUUGGCCACUUGGUAUGGGCCGGUGCUCGACGACCCCUCACCUUCCUUUGGGCCCCGAGCGAAGGAGCGGCUCAAUGAGAGAGUUGGGACCGAGUCCAUUGUCGUAUUGUCAAAGUAGAAGAUGGAGAUUUGUGAAGGGCAAUUUUCAGGAUUUACUUGGACCAAGUCCACUGUCCUUUAGUGGAAGGAAAUUGGAGCUGGAAAUUUCUUGGGCCGGCCCAGCUUCUUGUCCGCCUGGGACAUUGAUGGAAUUGGAGCUGGGAAAAGAUUCCUUUGGGAGGAAUAAAAGGACUUGGACUGGAAUUAAUUCCAGAAUUCUUUGGGGGCAAAAAUUGGAGAGCAGCAGCGCGAAUUGGAGACUUGGGCCGGGAUCGUGGAAGCGGUUCGAGAUAGAUAGAAGAGCAUCGUUGGAAGCGCGAACUUGUCACAAACUAAACACCAAUUUUUAGGGAAACACUAUAGGUUGUAGUUAUUUCUAUACUUGAUGGAUUGAUUCAUAUUUUUUCCUUCCAAUUUAUAGCGCAUGAAAUUGUUUAAUGUUUUGUGUUGAUUGGCCACCAAUACAUAGAUUCGUAGUUAAUAGGUUAUUAGCGACAGUCAAAUCCUAAUAUCUGAACAUAUUUCAUGUGACAUAGUAACUUAUCGAAGCAACAGUGGAUUAAAUAAGGUGUUAUGGGAUCUUGAAUGAGAUAUCGAUCUUCGGGCUAAAUUAUUAACUCACUAAGCUACGACAGUAGGAUUUGAUUUAACUAUUUAGUACAUAGUGAUUACCGAUAGGGAUAGCUAACACAAUAGUGAUAUUUUGACUAUAGAUAUAUGAGUUAAACAGAUUAGAAAAGUGAAUUAAUUUGAUAUUUUAGAUAGUUAAUACCGGUGUUUAUCGUAUAGCUUUCUCCAUUGAAUUUAUCCCGACCAUUAAUUUGCUUGUUUUGUUUAAUUAUUUUCACCUAUAAUUUGUUCCAUAAAAUUGAUAGAUCAUAAGGUUCUACCACUCCCUAAAAGAUAAUACCUGAAUUUUUGGUUUACUACGUGAUAAGAAUUAGGCAUAUACGCUUUUGCUUAUCAUCUGCGAGCUGGAUUUUCAUGCUAAGUGGGUGAAGACUUCCUAGAUUUAGUUUCUUAAACACACAAUAUUAGCACCAUAAUGGAUUAGUAAUCAAUAAACUUUAGAAUUGCCAAUAGUACAAGGUAAUGCUAGCACCAUAACAAUGACAAUAGCGCAUUUCUGCGGUAUUCAUCAAUAACCCAACCCAUUAAAUUUUACUCAAAUAACUUAUACAAAUACUUAAUCCAGACGACGCUGAAGUAUUACUUACUAGGUUGGCCUAAUAUUCCAUGGUUUAGUGUAAUAUGCUGUUCGUUAUUCGGCUAUGUCUUUAUUUGAUGUAAUUUGAGGUUAGGUCGGAAAACAACCUAUAUUGCAACAAUGAUCGAAGGAGACUCUAUUUGAACAAUCAACAUUUUAACCAUGAACCGUGCCUAUUCAAUGCGAUUUCGAUUUAACCACAAAAGUGCAACCAUUUUUCCACCCAAAGCAGUUAAAAUUGGGAUUUUACCUAAAAUCGAAAACUGAGGUAAAAUCGGAAUCGUAAAAUCGAAUCGUAGAAUCCUAAGAUUUUAAGUACCAUAUAUAAAUUAACAUAUAAUAAUAUUAAUAAGGUAAAUAAUUAAUAACACAAAGCCUUAUAACAUUUAAAGUGAUAAUUUUCAAGAUUAAUGUUCCAAAAUUAUCAUUUUAAUUGUUAUUUAAUACGCAACUCAAAAUAAUUUAUGAGGAAGGGAUAGAGCUCAUGGGGUUUGACUCUUAUUUUUCAUGUUGUGUCUAGGUAGUUUAACUCAAAGUAGUAUUCCGACAUCGUCUACUAAGCAUGAUUUAAAACUAAGAAUAACUGAAAUCCAAUAAAAUAAUUAAUGCCAUUGGUUUGGUACAAAUAUAUUCAUUAAUCAAAUAAUUUGUUAAUAAUGAUGUUAAUUCUUACGCACUUACAAUAUUCUGAGAAUUGUUUUACCGAUGAGUUAAACAAGGAGAAGGGAAAGGGGUUGACCGAACCAUAAUUAAUUUUUUUCUUCUUUUCAAAUGUUCUUUUAAUAGAAAAAAUAUAUGAGAAGAUCCCCGUCAUUGCUCUUUCCGUCGAAACAGUUAUGUUUCUUUUGAUUUGGUUCAAGGUUUCAAGCUCUCUAUUUUGAUCACAUAAGCUCAAAAUCCGAUUUUGGUACGAUCUUACGAUUUUAACGAUUUUAAUCCCGAUUUUGAACGAUUUUAAGGUCCACAGAUUUUAUAGUAAAAUCAGGAUCGAAAUCCCUAAAUAAAAUCCUAAAAUCCUACGAUUUUAUGAUUAAAAUCCUGAUUUUGAC